CUGUGGUAACAGGUAAACCCGUCCUCCAUGCGGCGCUCUACGCACAGACGUAAGCACGUGCUGUUCCUUAUCACAGGUUCCUAUUCACUUCUCCAUCCCUCUCCUCCCGCAUCAUUCAGCAGCAGAGAUGGCGGAACCCGCCACAGUAGUGCAUUCUCCGGUCAUGAGCCCGAGCUCCGAGCCUCCGUCAGGCGCGCACUCCCCCACGGCAGACGGAACACAGCGGCUUCUGUUUACGCAUGACCUGGUCUCCGGAAAACACCGCGGGGCGAUGCGUUUCGGGUUGGUACGGAUGAUUCACGGCGAAGAGGAUUUCGAAGAUUCAGACUCCGAGAUUGGCGGUGAUGGCGGAGGGAGAGGACGAGGUGGUGGCGACGACGGCGGCGUAGAAGGUGGAGGCGCUCCCGGUAACUCAGACAACGAGAGUGGGGCGGCGGACACACGGUCAUGGCCUCUCGGUAGAGGAUUCGUGCGGGUUCAGUGGUAUCCUGAAGGAACGAAGCAGGAUGUUCGGGAAACGAAGCUGAAACUUGAAGAUCGAUCCAUUGUGCCAAGAGACUUUGUUCGGAGAAUGAAUUCAAAUGAUAAACAGUGUGGCAUUGUGACUAACAUAAACACCGAAUGUGCAGUGAAACUUGUAGGAACCAACUGUGUUCUAUAUCCUGUAAAUAGCAAAGACCUGCAGCAUGUCUGGUCUUUUAUGUAUGGUGACUACAUUGUAUAUGACUUCUGGCUUGGAAAGGUGUACGAUCUCAGCAUCCAAAUCAUUGUGAAGCUUUCCAAUGGUGCACGAUGCUCUAUGAGUGAGGAAGAUGGCGCAAAACUCUACGAUAUUUACCCUCACAUCAGUGAUGUGGGUUUGUUCUUUGAUGAUGCCUAUGGGUUCUAUCCCGGUCAGGUUUUGAUCGGGCCGUCAAAGGUUUUUGCUAAUGUGCAAUGGCUGUAUGGUGUGAAGCCAGUUCUCAGUAAGAAAAGCAAGUUCAGAGUUGUUGUGGAGGAGGUUCAGGUAGUGGAGCUAAAAGUGACGUGGAUUACGAAAAGUUACUCUCCAAAGGGGUCAGACAGUGUCUUCCCACCACCAUCAACCAUCACACAGGAGAAUCUUUGCAGGGUGAAGCGACUAGGCUACUUCGAUCAUACUCAAAGGCAGCUUGGAGAGAGAGCCUUGUAUGUGUUUCCUGCCAAGAGUGAAACUACACGGAUCACCUGUGAGGGGCCAGAGGGGGCAUCUGCUCAUCCUGAGGACCCUGUUGUUAGAAAGUUAAAAAGAAUGUUUAAAAAGGAAGUGGGAAAGAAAAUUACAGAAAAUGCAGACACCCAAAGUAACAAUUCAACAGAGAAAAUGGAUGGCGCUGAAGGUGAAAAGAGAUCAGUGCAGGAACAGGACUGUCCUGAUGAUAAUUCUGUUCCAUGCUACCCCAACAAUGGCCCUGUUCCAUACCAGGAUGCCCUAGAGGAGGGAAAAGAGCCACUGGAUGUUCUUCAGGGACAGUGGGCCCAUUUAGGGGAACAAGAGUCAGAUGAGGAGCCAGGGGAUGAUACAGAUGAUACAAGUUCUGUCACUUCCUCUGCCAGCUCAACAGCCUCACUCCAGAGUGGUCCAACCCGAAAAAAGAGCAUCCCCCUCUCUAUACGUAACCUAAAGAGAAAGCACAAGAAGAAGAGAACUAAGUUUUCACGCGAGUUUAAACCAGGAGACAGGGUGGCAGUUGAGGUUGUCUCCACUGUAACCUCUGCAGAUGUAAUGUGGAAGGAUGGUAGAUUAGAGACAGGCAUCCGCUCCAAUGACCUGAUCCCUAUCCAGCACCUGGACAACCAUGAGUUCUGCCCUGGAGACUACGUUGUAGACAAACGACCCCAGGCAUUUCAGGAUCCAGGCAUCUAUGGAGUGAUUCAGUCAGGUGACCAUAAGGCCAGAACCUGUGUAGUCAAGUGGGUAAAACUUAAUGCUGCAGGCGACAAUGUUGAGGUGAUUGGGGAAGAGGAGGACGUUAGUGUUUAUGACAUUGCAGAUCAUCCAGAUUUCCAUUUCCACACAACGGAUAUUGUCAUAAGGAUUGGCAACUCUGACACAGAAGACUGUGAAAAUGAGAGAUCUGUUGGGCAAGUGUGCAGGGUGGAUCUGAGCAGUAAAGUGGAGGUUGUGUGGGCUGAUAAUUCUAAGACAAUUGUCCUGCCACAGCACUUGUAUAAUGUCGAGUCUGAGAUUGAAGAAACAUAUUAUGACUCUGCUGAGGGCAGCAGUAGUGGUGCCUCAUCUGAAGAAUGGGAAGAUGAGAGUGAUAGCUGGGAGACAGAUAAUGGACAAGUGGAAGAGGAACCAGGUGCUGGGGAAACCAUCUCAGACUCCUUCCCCAUUACAGGUGCCACUGCUGAUGGUAAAACCCAUGGUGUGCAUGCCUCCACGACAACAGACUCACCAGGAGCUCUCCCCACUCCUGAACUUCCUGGAGGUGGAGCACCUGAAGAGAAACCCAGUAAAGAUACUCCACCACGUGGCUUCCGUGAGCUUAAAGAAGCCCUGAAAAUUUUGGAAAGUUUAAAGAACAUGACUGUUGAGCAGCUCUGGACUGGAUCACCGACCUCUCCCACUGCCGAACCAUCCGCCACAAGUGCUGCCACAACCCCCGCUGAUACCAAACCCACGAAAGAAAAACGCUUUUUGGAUGACAUUAAGAAACUUCAGGAGAACCUGAAGAAAACUCUAGACAAUGUGGCCAUUGUAGAAGAAGAUAAAAUGGAGGCUGCCAUUGAGGAGGAAAAAGUGACGGCACCAGUGCUAGCUGAACCACAGACGCCUGUGCGUUCUGAGUGGCCUAGUGACACACCAGUUUUGUGUCAGCAGAGUGGAGGCAAACCGGGUGUCACCUUCACCAGUGCUAAAGGGGAAGUGUUUUCUGUUUUGGAAUGGGCACCAGACAACCACUUGUUUAAAAAAAUGGAGUUCCAGCCAGCAGAGGCAAAGAAGUUUUUUAGCACUGUAAGGAAAGAAAUGGCCCUGCUGGCCACCUCUCUGCCUGAUGGCAUCAUGGUGAAGACUUUUGAGGACAGAAUGGACCUUUUCUCAGCUCUCAUUAAGGGCCCUAACCGCACUCCCUAUGAGGAUGGACUCUUCCUUUUUGAUAUCCAGCUUCCUAAUAUAUAUCCUGCUGUUCCUCCUCUCUUCUGUUACCUCUCUCAGUGCAGUGGGCGACUAAACCCAAAUCUCUAUGACAAUGGGAAGGUUUGUGUCAGUCUUCUUGGCACCUGGAUUGGAAAGGGUACUGAAAGAUGGACAAGCAAAUCCAGUCUGCUGCAAGUGCUUAUCUCUAUUCAAGGUUUGAUUUUGGUCAACGAGCCAUAUUAUAAUGAGGCUGGCUUUGACAGUGACAGAGGCCUUCAGGAGGGUUACGAGAACAGUCGCUGCUACAACGAGAUGGCCCUUAUUAAGAUGGUACAGUCAAUGACUCAGCUUCUCCAGAAGCCUGUAGAGGUCUUUCAGCAGGAGAUCUGUGAGCACUUUGCCUGCUGUGGUUGGCGUCUGGUCCAUCGGCUGGAGUCCUGGCUAGAAUUGGAUGGGGCAGUGACUGACCGUGCUUUACGUUGUGGUGUAAGCAGCCUCCAUGAAGAACCUCUGGAAGAGAUCCCGUCAGCUCUGGCCCACAGCAGUCCAAGCAAGCAGGAUGUGCGAAGUGAAGAGGAGCUUGAGGACUCAGGUCUCAGUCCCUCUACACUGGGACCUAGUGGACCUCCUGGUUCAGAUGGGCAGCAGGAUCUGAGCCAAAAUUCUGAGUGUGAUAGUUCAGUUGUGGGUGGUGCAGGAUCAGAAAUACCAGAAGGUUCUGAAGAGGUGUUGGGUUUUGUGACAUCACAACAAAGUGUAAAACCCUAUCAGGAGUCUCAGCCGGCUGUGAGACCAAAGAAACGGAGAAAGAGCUAUCGCAGCUUCCUUCCGGAGCGCAGUGGCUAUCCAGACAUUGGAUUCCCACUCUUCCCUCUUUCCAAAGGCUUUGUGAAGAGCAUGCGUGUAGUUUUGCAGCAGUAUCGAGCUACUCUUACAGCUGCUGGCAUUCCUGAAAACAAAUAAUUGCCCUCCAGUGCAAUUUUUCCCUUUUUUUCCCCCUGCUUUUUUCAACCCAAGAACUGCGCUUUUCUCCUUUAAUCCUUUGUCCAGGAUCUUGGAUCUCCUUAUCAGGCCGGUAAUGUUCCUAGCAGCCUUUGUUAAUUGCUUUGUAGCACAUCUUUAGUUGCUUUGUUUUUUUGUUGCCUCUCAUUGUUCAUGGGGUGGCAGCACACAUUAUUUGUUUCUAUUAAACAAUGUUGAAAUUUCAUAUGCUUCUAUCUUGUUUCCCUGACAACCACCCUUCUGCCACACUGCUCUCUCAGGGAAGUAUGGACAAAACAGAUAGAUGUGAUGCUUUAAGAGAUAUUGAGGCAUGACUGAAGCUUUUAUUGUGUUGUGACUUUUCAAGAUUUGUGGGUAUAAACUGUACGUGAGGGAUUGGAUUUAUUGUGCCAAGGGAUGCACCGAAAGGUCUUAGGCAUUGUCAUUUGGUACUAUGUGGAGGACAGAAACUUUUUUUUUUUUGGUGGGAUCAUCAUCAAACUCUCACCACAUAAUGGCUUGCACAAGUUGAAGAAAGUUCAUUUGCAGAAAAAAAAGGGAUGCUAUUAUACAUUUUUCCAAAAAGUUUCAGAUCAUUUGUGUGAUUGUUGUCUUUGGUUAAUCAAACAAUUAUAUGUCCCAGCAUGACUUGCUCUCUGGUUCAUUUUUUCAUGUUAGUGCUGCUAACAUUGCAUUGCUUUUCAGUCUUGAUCAGUAUCAUCAUUCUUUUAAAAGUGUUGGUGACUUGCUUUUUGAUCCGAAAAAGUAAAAGUUGUACAACUGCUCAGUCAUCCAUACUCUACAGACCCUGAUCAUUCCUGCUGAUGUUUUGCACAGAAAUCACAUGAAAGUUGAGUGUCAGGUUUACAUUUAAAAAUAACAAAGCAUCCAGACACACCAAAAUAUCUGACUCAAGAAAAUGGAAUCUAACAUCCUCUUUCUCUGUCCCUCCACCUCCGUGGCACAACAGAGAAAGAUUUUCAACAUUAACUAUUAUACUCUGUACAGUACAUCAUUUGAAACUUUUCUUACACUUUUGCCAUAAAUGCAUACAUAUCAUGAAUCCAGUUUACAUACAUGUAAAUACACAAUGGGACCUUUAGUAUGAGGCAGGUCAGUCUUCUAUAGGGGUCUGUGUGACCGGUCCUGAGAGUCUAAUUAAAUAAUUUUAAGAGGUUUAGCAGCCAGGAUUCAGGAUUCAUUUUGAGUUUGCAUGAAAGAUUCUUGUAUGAAUACUGAUAAGUUUGACCAGUCACAUCCCUAAUGCUUCCCUCUAUCCAAUAUCAUUGCCUUAAAACUGAUUUCAAGCUUGACCCUAGGUUCCCCUUUUUGCCGCAUUAUACCUGUAAUUUUCUAUUAAGUGGCCCAGUUAAUCGCACUAGUUAAGAUGGAGAGGUGUAAAUGUUACUUAUUAUUUUCACAAGCACAAUUCAAGAAGUGGUAUUCUUUAGACAACUGUGAAAUUGUUUGUUUGUAUUUUUGCCUAUUUGAAAUUGCAUAUAAUUUUUGUGUGGGGGGGGGAUAUUUAACCAACUACCAACUUUUUCCCAACAAUAUGCAUCUCUGUGACAUGAAUUAGAUGCUGUGAUGUAGAAGCUUCAUGUUAAUCCUGGUGCUGUUGUUCUCCAGACCACUAGGAGCAGCUUAGACCUCACUCUUUUGUUUACAUCAAUAUAAGGCCAGCUGUAAUUAAAGCACAGCUUUCAGACAACUAUCAAAUGUCUUUUAUGUGCUGUUGCUCUUUGUGAUGCAGUACUUGAUAAGUACACACAGCUUUUAUGGAUAUGGAGUCAUCAGGCUGUUUUACAUUUAACAGACCCUAGUAAGUUUCUUAGUUUUGCAUAGAAGUGAUUGCACAUAAUUAAACUUGUUUCUGCUUGAAGACACAUUGUGUUUACUAAUGAGUUUUGAUGAAGGCUGAUAAUAUAUAUAUAUUUUUCCCCUCUCUCUGUAGUUUGGCUAUUGGGCUUGAUAGCAGAUGUGUAGAGGUAAUAACUUGCAGAAAAACAUCAGCAGUAUAUGUCUUUUAAAAGACAGAAUAGAUAAAUCUCUGGCUGAUGGCUUUGUGUCAUCUUGGAUAAGAUAUUCUCAUAAAUACAUAUUUCCAUGCAUAAAAGUUGCUGACAGUGAGAUGUUUUAUGAUGUUCUAGAUGAAAUGGUUUAUCUUGUUUUCUUUUGAAUUUGUAGCUUAUUACAGUUUGGCAUUUGGAGAGUAUAAAUACUUUAUCAAAGAGUUUCAUAUGCACAUAACCUCAGUUUUUAUUUAGACAAAUUAAAAAUUAAGUUGAGAGCUCUUCCACCGCACACUUCACCGGUUCAGCAUUUCAGCAUUUUUCUGCAUUUCAGUACUGAAAUGUGAAGCUAAGUCUCAAGAAUCAAACAUCAACCUUAAAAAUCUGAACUAUUUUCUGUGUAUGUGUACAAUACUCUGAAUUUAAUCACUAUUAUAAGGAGAGGGAACAGCCAAAGCAUGUAACAUGUUGCUUUAAGCCUUAACGGCUACACAAGACUUGACUGUACAAUGUAAACAUUUCCACAGUGGCCUGUAUUGGUAAACUAAUAAACUUAUGAUUUGUAGCCUGAAUUCUCUGUACAGAAGUCAUGAUUAUACAUGUAAACAUUUAACAAUCCUAAGUGGUCAUGUGUGGGCUUGGGUUGUAUUAAAGCGUGUGUGUUGUAUUAA
This is a messenger RNA of Carassius gibelio (silver crucian carp), 6767 nucleotides long. It is a transcript of the gene ube2o, whose product is annotated as ubiquitin-conjugating enzyme E2O. Lineage: Eukaryota; Metazoa; Chordata; Actinopteri; Cypriniformes; Cyprinidae. The record is from RefSeq and is a predicted model, not a curated record. The transcript is spliced from 20 exons. Bases 128 to 4066 code for a protein of 1312 amino acids.